GCGAGCAUUUCUGUCAUUCUCGCGCUCCGCUAGGGUUCCAGCUGGCUCCCACCGUCUCUCCUUGGAGGUGCAAUUCCGGCCGUCCUUCUCGCUCGCUCGCUGGAAUGCCCCGCGUGAGAUUGCCAGUGACAUGGACAACAAGAAGUUGGUGCGAAACGUCCUGGAGUCGUUCCUCCUCUCCGACGCUGCAGGCGAGGACGGGGCCAAGGGCGGCCAACCUGACGUUUGAGGGGAGGCCGGCGAGGUCGCCACGGAAGCACCGAUGAGGGAAGUGAAGAUGGAGCUCGGCGAAAGUGGAGGACGCGUCAUUUGUGAGCUUUCAGAUAGGAGGUAUGUGACUCUUCAAGAUUAUAACGGCACAAAUAUGGUAUCGAUAAGGGACUACUAUAUCAAAGAUGGAAAGAAUUUUCCCAGUGCUAAAGGAAUUAGCUUAACAAAAGACCAGUGGUUAGCUUUGAGCAGCAGUCUCCCUUCUAUAGAGGAAGCCAUUAAAAAGAUGGAGUCAAAAUUAAGGUGAGCCACCAUAGUCUCUGUGAUUUGAUGAUCACCCACUUGCCCAGAAAUUCUUAUAGUUUGCAACUUAUGAAGAACACACUUCCUAGAGAAAGAUCAUGGUUAGCGGAAUAGUUUUAUCCAAUUUUACACAAAAUUUGAUUUCAAUUUGUCAUCUUUAAGUGUUUGAGGUUGCUUCCUCCUUGAUCUUUACAACGAAGUGGGAAUAUAGGAUAUGUGAUUUUGCCCGUGU
Messenger RNA from Syzygium oleosum, 745 nucleotides. Its product is annotated as RNA polymerase II transcriptional coactivator KELP-like. Gene Ontology annotation, biological process: positive regulation of transcription initiation by RNA polymerase II. Gene Ontology annotation, molecular function: transcription coactivator activity; DNA binding. Bases 263 to 517 code for a protein of 84 amino acids. The transcript is spliced from 3 exons. NCBI's taxonomy places the organism in Eukaryota, Viridiplantae, Streptophyta, Magnoliopsida, Myrtales, Myrtaceae. The record is from RefSeq and is a predicted model, not a curated record.